GGCCCCCGGAGCGGGCGGCCGGGAUGCGGUGCGGGAAGAUGGCGACACCGCCGCCGGCAGCCGGGGCGCCGGGCGCUUGGGGUGGCGUGCGGCGGCGCUGCCAGCGGCUGCUCUACUGGGUGCCGGUGCUCUUCAUCUCCAGCAUCCUCUGCUGGUCCUACUACGCCUAUGUCACCCAGCUCUGCCUGCUGACAAUGACAAAUAUUGGAGAAAAAGUUGUGUGCCUGGUUGCUUACCACAUAUUUUUCAUGCUGUUCGUCUGGUCAUAUUGGAAAACAAUCUUUACGCUACCAAUGAAUCCUUCAAAAGAAUUUCAUCUAUCAUAUUCAGACAAGGAGUCCCUAGAGAGGGAGCCUAGAGGUGAAUCCCAGCAAGAAGUCUUAAGACGGGCAGCCAAGGAUCUUCCUAUCUAUACACGGACAAUGUCUGGAGCAAUCAGAUACUGUGACAGAUGCCAUCUUGUAAAACCAGAUCGUUGCCAUCACUGUUCAGUAUGCGACAAAUGCAUUUUGAAAAUGGAUCAUCACUGCCCUUGGGUGAACAACUGUGUAGGAUUCUCCAAUUACAAAUUUUUUCUUCUCUUCUUGGCUUACUCGCUACUGUAUUGCCUUUUCAUUGCUGCAACAGAUUUGCAGUACUUUAUCAAGUUUUGGACAAAUGGCCUUCCUGAUACUCAGGCCAAGUUCCACAUCAUGUUUUUAUUCUUUGCUGCAGCUAUGUUUUCUGUCAGUUUGUCUUCUCUCUUUGGGUAUCACUGUUGGCUUGUCAGCAAGAAUAAAUCUACAUUAGAGGUAUUCAGAGCUCCCAUAUUUCGUCACAGAACAGAUAAGAAUGGCUUUAGCUUGGGCUUCAGCAAAAACCUAAGGCAGGUGUUUGGUGAUGAGAAGAAAUACUGGUUGCUGCCUGUGUUUUCAAGUUUAGGGGAUGGUUGCUCCUUUCCAACUUGCCUUGUUAGUCAGGAUCCUGAGCAAGCUUCCACACCUGGUGGACUUAAUUCAUCAUCCAAAAAUGAGAACCAUCUGUUUCCUGCAAAGCCGUUGCGUGAUUCCCAGAGCCACCUACUUACGGAUACACCAUCUUGGUCAGAAACUACUGCAAAGGCUGAAAAGGGCAAAGUUGGUAUGAGCAAUCCUGCAUUAACCAUGGAAAAUGAAACCUAAUUUCCCUUAAAAGAAACAUCUGAAUAUGUAAGGAAAGUUUAAGAACAAGCUGUUGUUGGAAGGAAGAUGCAUUCUUCCAAAUAUCAGCCCUGUUGGCCAGCUGCUCCUGUCUGCUCCUCUAUGGAUGUGCUCAGAAAACAAACUGACAGAUGAUUAGCUGUCUCCAUGUCACUGCUUGAAACACGAAACUAAACAUACUACUUCUGAACCAUAUAAAGGAUGUUUCAACUUAAAAUUACUGGGUUUGAAUGGUGAAGGAUGACUGAGUACUAGAAAGUAGAAAAAAAGAAGAGUCUGUGUUUACAAUUGUAAAAAUUCAAUGGCUGGUUUUACUUUGAUAUUCAGCACAAGAAAAAUGUGAUCUCCUUACUAUAAGUUCAUGUUCUUGGCUUGGUUUUGAAAAUUCACCUUUUAAUUGAAGUUAUUGCAAGUAGUUGACUUUAAAAUCAAAUUUUUGCACUACUGGCUUUAUGGAUUGGGAGAACAGCCAGUGUUGAUUAGGAAUAGUUUAGUGGCUUGGUGGACUGUAUUUUCUUUUGAGCCCUUGAUAAGCAAUUUUUGAAGAUAAGAAGACCUAAGUGAAGUGUCUGACUGUUUUUGGACCAUUUUUUGGAAAACAUUAUUGUAAGAGCUCUGUUUUCCCUCAGAUAUGUACUACCAAUAGUUUGAAAAGUUGCUGAGAGGGAAAAAAAUCCUUUGGUUAAUUGAAUGCUACAGUGGGUCACUGCUCAGUGAUGCGAUAAAAAGCCUGUGUUCAGAUGGGUAAUACGUAAACUAAACGUAUGGGGAUUUUGAUGGGAGCUGCACAGAAUAGUCCUAUGAAAUGGGAAUUUUAUUGUCCCAUUUGGAGCUCUUAACCCCUUUGGGAAGCAAAUGUUGGCCCUGAACUUUGAUCUAAAAGGCUUUUUACCAACUGUGUUAGUUACUGAGGGCCACUUACUAAUUUCUUAUUAAUUGAUAUUUGUCUCAGAUUUCUUUUUUCACUUUUUCUUCAAGACACUGCCUUUCUUAUUGCAUAACUUAAUGAAUACCAUAUACAGUCAAGGAGACUUACUGUUACAGUUUGUGAUAUUUGCAUUUACAGGACAAUGGACUUUUGAUUGCAAUACCAAAAAGCCAAGCUGCUGUACAUAGGAAAUCCCAUUCAAUUAAGUUAGGACCUGGCAGCUUUCUUAGGAUUAGAGUUUACUUACCAGAAUAAAAGAGGCAUUUUUGGCUCUUAAAGUCAAGGAAGUUCCAGCAACACAAAUCUAAUUGUCUUGUGCCUUUUGUAUACACUACAUUUAUGGUAUCAGUGUUUACAUUUAAAUGCAAAUUUCUAUUCUGAAAACAACUUUAGGAGGAAUUUAGUUAUGCUUUCUAGGGGGCUAGAUAAAAAGAGUAGUCAAAAAAAAAAGUGAAAACCUCUCAGACUAUGCUGAAUUCAGUUGAAAAAGUGCUUCUGUUGUCAAACCUGAGUUAUUUAGUAGUUUGGUUUACAGUAUAAAGAUGCCAGUCAUUUGUUCAGGAAACUGGCAGCAGGACUAAAUGAUAUAAUUCUGAAAGCUGAAGAUGCUAUAAUUAACUUUUCUGCCAGCAGGUAACUUUAAAAUUUGUCCUUCUUGGGUGUGCAACUUUAGUUCUUGCUGGUGUAGCAAAAUGUGGCUUUGUUUUUUCCUCUAGUAAGGGAAAAUGUAUUUAUUUUAUUUUUUUUAAAUCUCAAAAUUUUACCAGCCUGAAAACAUCUGUUUAUUGCCAGAAGUGCCAGAGUGUGGAUCCCUUGAUGUAGGACACCUUUUUUAAACUAGCAUGAAGGUAGCAUACAGUUUACAUGAUGCCUGCAGAGAUCUAGUUACCAAAAGAUUUUUUGCAGCUCUUUAUUCAGUGUUGUUCUGUCAGCUUACCUCAUAUUCGUGUUUGUUUAAAGGCGAACUUGUCAAGGGAUAAGGGGGAGAGGGAAAAUAUAUUUUUUAACACUUCAGGUUCUCUAUCUGUAGAGUCUUGUUUUUUAUGCAGUUAGUCACAGGGUGGUUUGUCAUGGAGCAUGCAUUUAAAAAUACUGAGUAGAAAGUUGAAAUUCAGCUUCAGUGUAUCUUGCUCCAUAUUUUUAUGUAAAGACAAAAGAUUUCUUCCCCAGCAAAACACGUCAUGGAAAUGGAUCUCUCUAAUACAGAUGUCAGCCUCUCUGUGUCCAGGGCUCUGAGAUCUCUCAGUAAGGCUGGGGAUUAGUGUAGAGAAAUGACAGAGAUAAGGGAUCAAAAAAUGCCUGACUUCUCCAUGUCUCAGAAGUCACACUUGGAAAGCACAAUAGCCCUAAAUAAUCUGCAGCUUUGCUGCAGCCAGAGGCUGUCCCCCUCACAGAAAACUGAUGGAGGCAUGGGAAACAGACACUGAUGAAGGGAGGAGAAAGGGAAAGAAAGGAUGGUAGCUCAAGAGGUAAACAUUGAGCAGGUCUGAGCCGGAGAGCUGUAGCUACAUCUGCUCCCUGGAUGGGCAUGAGCUGUGUCUCCAUGAAGAGCACUGUCAAGCAGGCUUUGAGGGUUCCUGGCAGUUCUCACUGUGUAGAGUAUGGACAAAAGUGAGCUAAUCAUGCUCCAAAGUAUAAUUUCUGAUGGUAUGACUACAUUCUUGGCUUUAAACUCUCUAAUACUUUCUAUAACAAAGUGAAAAUUCUCUUUUUGACAUACUGACCAUUGUCAGUGUUACAAUGCAUGCAGGAGAAUUUGUGAAGAAGUCAGGGUAGCAAGGAUGCAAUGUUGUUUGUCUGCUUACACUGAUUCUCCUGUCCUUUAUAUUCUUGCUAGGCACUUUACUACAGCCUUUUGUGUAAUUUCUGUAUUUUUUUUAACGAGUGCUUUUUACCUACUGUACAGUUACUAAUCUACUUUUUUGCUAAAAAGAAAAUACUAUCCCUGAUAUUUGUCUAGAGGUAUGACUGCUUUUCAAGCUUUAGUGGAAACUGGACGAGUUCUGCAGACUCCUCAGAAGGGCCUGAGUCCCAAAUGACAACAGAGUUAAAUUUAUUUUGUAUAUAUGUAAACAUUCAUAUUAACCAUAGCUCCCUACAUGUGCAACAAGUUUCUUUUAUUUGUUGGUUAGAACAAACCCAAAACAUCACCAGAAAUAGUACACACAUACUCUGUGUCAGUUGAUAUACCAGUGAUGGAGUGCUCAGUCUUCACAGAGAACUAUUUUUGUUAAGAAAAUGGAACACAAUCUUGGUGAGCAGUUAAGAUGUUAAGACACAGCUGCUGUUAGGCACUUUAAUUCUUUAACUGGAGAGAAAAAACCACUGUCCAGUUUAGGUUACAGACUGAAAGUUCUUUAGUAGACUAUGACUGGGCAGGUAAUGAAUGAAACAGAAUCACAGAGUGGCUAAGUUUGGAAGGGACUACCACUGGGGUUAUCUGGUCCCUGCUCGAACAGGGUCAUCCUAGAGCCCAUUGCACAGUAUUAAAUGGUUAUUGAGUAUCUCUUGUGAGGGACACUCCAGAAAGGAAACAAGUUUGUUUUAGUGCAGGGAAUGCUGUAGGUGGUUUUCACCAUUAUUUGGACUGAGAGUUCUUCCCCUGAUUCAGUUGACUGGUGUGUGGAGGGGUGGGGGGGAAAUAUAUUUCUACAUAAAUUUAGUGUAUAACUUUGCCAGUUGUUAAUGUAUUGCUCACAUAAAUAAAUGCUUCAUGUUCAGCA
Corvus hawaiiensis (hawaiian crow) is the source of this 4829-nucleotide messenger RNA. It is a transcript of the gene ZDHHC2, whose product is annotated as zinc finger DHHC-type palmitoyltransferase 2. The coding region runs from base 24 to 1160 and encodes 378 amino acids. The record is from RefSeq and is a predicted model, not a curated record. Gene Ontology annotation, molecular function: protein-cysteine S-palmitoyltransferase activity. Gene Ontology annotation, cellular component: endoplasmic reticulum; Golgi apparatus. Lineage: Eukaryota; Metazoa; Chordata; Aves; Passeriformes; Corvidae. The transcript is spliced from 13 exons. Gene Ontology annotation, biological process: peptidyl-L-cysteine S-palmitoylation; protein targeting to membrane.